This is a messenger RNA of Paramecium tetraurelia, 666 nucleotides long. RefSeq lists its product as uncharacterized. NCBI's taxonomy places the organism in Eukaryota, Ciliophora, Oligohymenophorea, Peniculida, Parameciidae. The record is from RefSeq and is a predicted model, not a curated record. The transcript is spliced from 2 exons.
AUGAAAGAAACAAAUAAGCAUACCAAAUAAAUUUGUGGUCAGAAUAUCUUUUACCUUCUUUUUUAUUACGAGUUUUUGCAAGAGCGGACAGGUUUAAAAAAAUACUCAUAUAAGUAGCUUGAUCGAACUUGUUUGCAAUAGUAAUAGCUUUACUUAUACACAUAGAAAGUAAGCAUAAUGAUGUUUAAGCCAUAUUAUUAGCACCAUAUGGACAUCUUGCAAAAUAAUACUUACUAUUUUAUGAUUGAUAAUUAAGAAGACAAACUCAUUUACAGAAUAGAAUAAUUCAUGUGCCUUUGUGGCUGGUUCAAAUAGAGAUUCAAUAAUUUUAGUAAUAAUAGCUGCAAAGAAUACAACACAUAUGAAUUUCUAUUGAAGAAACUAGUUUUACUAAUCAGAGAUACAAUGUAUACUUUCAAAAGUCAACAGGAGAGAGGUUUAUACGAAAAUAUUAGGCAUCCAUAAUUCUUUUCUGUAUGCUCAAUAUUUUAUUUGGUUUCUAAAAUGGUCUAUAUAAAAUUAGUGCUGUACCUAUAUAGGAUCAAGUACUCUAAAUUCAAAUUAAAAGAUUUCAGUAAGCUAACAUUAAAUUUUAACUCAAAGAAUUUUUCUAUUACGCUGAAAAAUUUAUAUAGGUGCAUGCAAUAUUAUCAACGUGAUAACUGA